This is a messenger RNA of Angiostrongylus costaricensis, 348 nucleotides long. NCBI's taxonomy places the organism in Eukaryota, Metazoa, Nematoda, Chromadorea, Rhabditida, Metastrongylidae. The record is from the annotation of a GenBank genome assembly.
AUGCCUGGAAAGCACGGAAAACCUGACCUGGAUAGAGUAUUGAUUGUGCGAGGAAUAAUGGAAAUGGCAAAAAGCAUCCAUAAACAAAACGAGAAGAUUAAGAAGGUGUUUUUGGAUGCAUUGGCAGUGCAGUGGGAGUUGAAAUGGCUCACUCAGACACUUCUUCGCACACUCAGUGCAAUUGAAGGGACCUUCUUCAUGAUAGAAGAGAAAUUUCGCCUUACCAUUUAUGGCGAAGUUCAAACUGUGCUUCCAUUAUACGCUUUCGGAGGAACGGCAGGCGUUGUAAUCGAUUCCGGCGAUGGAGUCAUGAACACAUUGUCUCCUCCUACGGGAGAAGAGGAAUGA